AUGGACGAGGAAUAUUAUAGUGGCGCUGGGGACUGGGAAGGCCCGGACGCUAACACGGAGGAUGCGUAUGUUGACGUCGAAAAUUUGGGGAAAAUCCAGGAGGAUUGUCUGAAGAAAUUUUCCAGCAGGGAUUACAUCAUGGAGCCUGCCAUUUUCAACACCCUCAAAAUGUAUUUCCAGGCGGGUGGUUCUCCAGAGCACGUCAUCCAGCUUCUGUCGGAAAACUACUCUGCCGUAGCUCAGACCGUGAACCUUUUGGCGGAAUGGCUCAUCCAGAUGGGUGUUGAGCCAGCGCAAGUACAAGAACGAGUUGAGAAUCAUCUGAAGAGUCUGCUGAUAAAGCACUUUGACCCCCAGAAAGCAGAUUCCAUUUUCACCGUAGAGGGCGAGACUCCCGCUUGGCUGGAGCAGAUGAUCGCUCACACGACGUGGCGAGACCUCUUCUACAAGCUUGCCGAGGCUCAUCCCGACUGUCUGAUGCUCAACUUCACCGUGAAGCUGAUUUCAGACGCAGGCUACCAGGGCGAGAUCACCAGUGUGUCGACGGCGUGCCAGCAACUGGAGGUUUUCUCUCGUGUGUUGAGGACAUCUUUAGCCACGCUGCUGGAUGGAGGAGAGGAGAACCUCGAAAAGAACCUGCCAGAAUUUGCUAAAAUGGUGUGUCACGGUGAGCACACAUACCUCUUUGCCCAGGCUAUGAUGUCCAUUCUGGCCCAGGAGGAGCAAGGCGGCUCCGCUGUGCGCCGGAUUGGUCAGGAGGUGCAGAAGUCGGCCCACAAGAGGGGCCACGACGCCAGUCAGAUAACGCUGGCGCUGGGUACGGCAGCAGCCUACCCUCGUGCCUGCCAGGCGCUGGGGGCCAUGUUGUCCAAAGGAGCCCUGAAUCCCGCUGAUAUCACCGUGCUGUUUAAGAUGUUCAGCAGCAUGGACCCGCCUCCUGUGGAGCUGAUCAGAGUGCCUGCUUUUCUGGACCUUUUCAUGCAUUCGCUGUUCAAGCCUGGCUCCAAGAUCAACCAAGACCACAAGCACAAAUAUAUCCACAUCCUGGCGUACGCUGCCAGCGUGGUCGAGACGUGGAAAAAGAACAAGCGAGUGAACAUCAACAAGGACGAGCUUAAAUCAUCCUCAAAGGCCAUCGAGACGGUGCACAACCAUUGCUGCAACGAAAACAAAGGCGCCACAGAGUUGGUGGCUGAACUCGGAACGUUGUACCAGUGCAUACGAUUCCCAGUGGUCGCAAUGGGGGUUUUGAAGUGGGUGGACUGGACCGUGUCGGAACCCCGCUACUUUCAGCUGCAAACGGAUCACACGCCGGUCCACUUAGCUCUGCUGGAUGAGAUCUGCACGUGUCACCAGCUGCUGCAUCCUCAAGUUCUCCAGCUGCUCAUCAAGCUCUUUGAGACCGAACACUCGCAGCUUGAUGUCAUGGAGCAGCUGGAGCUCAAGAAGACCCUCCUGGAUCGGAUGGUUCACCUGCUGAGUCGUGGUUAUGUCCUGCCCGUGGUUGGCUACAUUCGCAAGUGUCUGGAGAAGCUCAACACAGACAUCUCCCUCAUUCGCUAUUUUGUCACCGAGGUCCUGGAUGUGAUCGCACCUCCGUACACGUCGGACUUCGUUCAGCUCUUCUUGCCCAUCCUGGAAAACGACAGCAUCGCCGGAACAAUCCGCACAGAAGGAGAACACGACCCCGUCGCAGAGUUCAUCGCUCAUUGCAAGUCAAAUUUCAUCAUGAUAAAUUGAGGACGGUGUGUACCCGGAAAGAAAUGAUGACGAAGCACAACUUUUUGGACUGACCAGUCUGAUGAUGCAACUUGGGACUUUUGUGGCCAUUGAGGUCAUCUUGGAGCUGUCCGAGAUGCAGAUUCAAUACAGCUCCAUCUCAGCACAGUGAGUGAGAAGAAGGCCACACAAGCAUCACUUUGAAGACUGACAUAUUUUCAGCAGAAUCAUUGUGCGGAAAGAAAAAAAAAACAAGUCACACCUUGUAGAUUGUAAAUGCACGCUUUAAUCACCUGUGUAGCACUCACAGCAGCAGAAUGUGACAGUGGUUCAUCAAGCAUAUUUAUCUUGCUGAUUUUUAUUGUAAGAUGCAAAAGUGUUUUGUGAUGGUUGGAUCUGCCUGUAUUUUCUAUUGUGGGGAAUUUUUGAUACUGUCACACCGAUCAUGUAAAAAAAA
This is a messenger RNA of Hippocampus comes (tiger tail seahorse), 2176 nucleotides long. It is a transcript of the gene nelfcd, whose product is annotated as negative elongation factor complex member C/D. Bases 1 to 1740 code for a protein of 579 amino acids. NCBI's taxonomy places the organism in Eukaryota, Metazoa, Chordata, Actinopteri, Syngnathiformes, Syngnathidae. The transcript is spliced from 15 exons. Gene Ontology annotation, cellular component: NELF complex; nucleus. The record is from RefSeq and is a predicted model, not a curated record. Gene Ontology annotation, biological process: negative regulation of transcription elongation by RNA polymerase II. Gene Ontology annotation, molecular function: RNA binding.